CCCCUUCUACCUUCCCCGCUUCCCAAUAUCCUUUUGCUUAGCUUGAAUGGGAGACCGUGGGACGUGCCCGGCUGUUGGCAUGCUGUGGUGCUGCCUGUGUGCGUGCCAUGGGGUUGGUGCUCAGUGCAGUCCCAUAGGAUGCCACUUCUGCAGGGGGAACUGGGACCAUUCCAGCCUUCCCAGUUCAGCAUGCAGCACAAGGCUUGGGUUACCUGGAUCUCCGCACCCAAAGGGAUGGGAUGUGAAGGGAUGGGGUGCAGGCAGCCGGCAGCUGGCCAUGGUAAUUAGCUCAGCGCUGUGCCAACCUUGUUAAGGGCAGUGCAGGUGAUGAUGACGUUGGCACACUGAUUCAUUACAUCUGGAGGGGAAAAUCCGCCUAGUGAAUGCUGAAGCACAGUAAAUAUUUUUGGCUCCUGACAGAUUGAUCCCUGCAUUACGCUGAUUAGCCUGUAUUUGUGGAACGGAGGAAGUUAAAAAUAAGGCUCUCACCUGAACCUUCGCUGCGUGGUAUAUGCUGCUGGGAUACCUGUAAGAGCUCGCCCAGGAAUGGUGGAUCACCUGGUGCCUACUGAUGAAUCCUUUUCAUCUACAAGAUCUUCUCUGGGAUACUUUAGGGACAUGACAGCAGGGGUGAGGUCCUACCAAAUGCUGCCCUCUCCUCUGUCAGAAGAUGACAGCGACUCGUCCAGCUUUUGUUCUUGUUCCAGCCCGGAAUCCCAGGUUCUCAGCUCUAGCUAUGGAAGCACAUCCAGUGCGGAGAGUCAGGACAGCAUCUUAGACUACUUGCUGUCCCAGGCAUCUUUGGGGAACACCGCUGCAUCAUGGUGGGACAAAAGGAGACUUCAGCCCAUAGUGAAAGAGGAGUAUUUUAGGUUGCCUGAAUUCGCUGUGGAUAUGGAAGACUCUGGACCAUUUCAGCCCACGCUUGAGGAAAUUGAGGAAUUUCUGGAAGAAAACAUGGAGCUGGAGCUCAAAGAAAGACCUAAAAGUGAGACCAAGGACUUGAGAGCUUGCAGCCAAGUUUCUGUUGCUUCGCUACAGCAAAAAGACCAUAUGUUACCCAGUGCUACUUUAAAAGAGAGUAAAAAUGAACAGUUGAACAGCUCGACGGAAGGUGGCCAAGCUUCAAAUGGAGGAGUGUCCCUGGAGAAUGGCAUACCGGUUAUGCUCCAAAUUCAGCCUGUACAGAUCAAACAGGAGUCCACCACGAGCCCUAGUUCCCAAGGACCAGCACAGGAGAACAUUAAAAUUGCACAGCUCCUAGUCAACAUCCAAGGACAGACAUUUGCCCUUGUGCCCCAGAUAGUUCAGUCAUCCAAUUUGAACUUGCCCUCUAAAUUUGUCCGCAUUGCUCCCGUCCCCAUCGCCGCCAAGCCAAUUGGGCCAGGAGGCAUGAUCCAGGGUCAGACGGGAAUCAUCAUGGGUCAGAAAUUUCAAAAGAACCCUGCAGCAGAACUCAUUAAAAUGCACAAAUGUUCUUUCCCUGGUUGUACCAAGAUGUACACGAAAAGCAGCCAUUUGAAAGCCCACCUGAGGAGGCAUACGGGAGAAAAGCCUUUUGCUUGCACGUGGCCAGGUUGUGGAUGGAGGUUCUCCAGGUCAGAUGAGCUGUCUCGGCAUCGGCGCUCCCACUCAGGGGUGAAACCCUAUCAGUGUCCCGUCUGCGAGAAGAAAUUCGCUCGAAGCGACCACUUGUCCAAACACGUCAAGGUGCAUCGGUUCCCGCGAAGCAGCCGCUCUGUGCGCUCCGUGAACUGACUGCUCCCACCUCCCCUCCCGCAGCCGUCCCACAGCAGCCGAUGACAGCACUUUGCUCACUAUAUUUCUAGUGAUAAUUUAUUUGUCUUCACAGAACAGUCAAUGCUGUUACUUGAUACCACCGUGUCCUUUAAAGAUGAUUUGAGAACGAAGAUAUUUUGGGGUCAGGGGAGGGGGAUGCUUCUUCCUUUUUUUUUUCCCUUUUUUUUUUCUUUUAAGGUAUUGUCUUUUUUUUUCCUCUCUUUCUAUCUUUCCCUCCUUUGCUGCUGCUUCUUUUGGAAAUUUUUAUUUUUAGCUGUUUUCUGCUGCACAGGAAAAUGUAAGGGUUGCUUUCUGCUAGUUAAUUAUAGCCCUGGCAUUCCUGAGGGCUUUGCUCAUGUACAGGCCAUUCAUUGUGAGUUUUUAUUAAGCUGCUCUAUUUGUCCAGUUUGGAAACAGCAAAUUCCUUUUGAAAUGAAAACAACUCCUUUGUUUUUGGGUCGCCUGAGCCAAGGAUUUGUAGGGGCCGGCCAUAGGAGGAGGAACAGUGGGAGUCAGGGAGAGGGAGAGGCGAGACAUGCGAGUACUGGAACGUGCCUCUACACCGCUCUCAUUUCUCCAGCUUGCAUUUACCUUUUCCUUGGUUAGGGCUAUAUAUAAAUAUUUAUGUAUAUAUAUUCAUACAUACAUACAUAUAUAUAUAUAUAUAUAUAUAUAUAUAUAUUUAAGCUAUGAUGUACCCCAAACAAACCCAAAGCUCAGGCUGGAUGAAAUGGUUUGGCGCAGAGGCCUUUUGGUGUGACUCACUGCAUCCCAUGUGCAUGUUUUUCCUGUCCUGUGCUACCAUUGAGGGUGAAAGGAUGCCCACAAAUCGAAGGAAAAUCUGCUUUCCUUUGCCUUGAAGCAUCCACUGCCUUUAGCAGAAGAGCUGUUGUCUAAUAUGUAAGGCAGCAGGAGGCUGCUUACAAACGACUGUGCUCUGCACCUGUUGAGCACUGAGAACUCACUGCCUGCUCAGCUUGAUACCUCACUGGCUGGGGCUGAGGCUCCAUUUCCCUAUCUGUCCAUCUGUCUGGGUGUCCCAGUACCCAACAGUGGGUGCCAACCUGGUGAGCAAACACAAGGAGAUCUUCUGUCCCAGGGUGAGCUUCAGCGCUGAACUUUUCCUUACCAACAGCCAUGUCAGAGCUCCACACAGCUGGGGUGGGCGAAUGGGUGAGAACAGCCAAAAGAAAUCAGUUUGUAUGGUAGUUGGCUAAGAAGGGAAUUUAAGCAAAUGAUCAGAUUGUAGCAGGCAAGUGAUUGUGUUUCUUCUUGUUUCGUUUUUCCUUUUGAACUCUGGCAAUUGUAAGAAGCUGUAGAAGAAAAUAGAAUUCAGUAAUUAGGAGCGAUUUUAUAAUGGAUGUUGCAUUUCCUUUCCAUUCGCAGACGGCAUCUGUUUGUCUUUUUGUUGGCAAAAUGGGAAAUAGAAAGCUGCGAUCCUAGCGCCAGGCAGAGCGGGAGCCCGCACUGUGCAGGAACAGCAGGUCUAGCAAAGGCGAAUGCAUUCCUUUUGUCCUCUAGAAAUUAAUAUAAAUGAACUAUCAUCUAUUGACUGGUUUAUAUCACAUCCUAUGAAUGUAUGUAAAUAAAACUGUACAUAGAUGCAUAUCUAUAUAAAAUAUCUUUUAAUAACAUAUCAAAAUUUGUGUAAAUUGGAAACAAAAAUACCUAUAAAGCCAGUGUACAUAAGUUACAAUUCUGUAUAUUUUCUUUUGUUCUUCAUAAAAAAUACUUUGACAAUAAAAUGAAAAUGGAAAUUUUAAAUCCCUUUUUGAAAUUAUUAUUCAUCCAUUUCCUUUGUCACCAGCUCCGUAAUCAAGACGUUAGUGCUGGAAAUUUUGAUUCACCUGGAUGUAGCCUUUCAGGUGCUGGUUAACAGAGAGGUGGUGGAGCACACCUCGAGUUGCCUUCAGUUUUUCUCAUCCCGAAGUUCCUGGGAGGCAUGAGCUGUCUCGCCGGAGCCCUCACACCUCGCCUGGCAGCGCUGGGACCCAAAUGCCGUCUAUGGUUUCUGCUGGCUGUGGAGCAGGUCUGCAGCUGCAGCCAGACUGCGGUUAAUAAAUUAGAGCAAGCAGGUUUUGAGGUUUUGAGGAAAUUCAAGCUCUAGUGGCUAGCGUCAAGGAAGAGGGCUUCAGUCUGUUUGAGGCUGGGAUGGUGACUCACUGCGUGACCCAGGGCAAAGGGCUCUAUUGCCAUGUGCCUCAGUUCCCUUUCUUGUAAAAUGGGGACGGUGAAUGCAUCACGGUGACACUGUAAGACUUGAUUUAUGAAUAAUCCUUAGAUGGAAGGAGCAUGCAGUAAGACCAACAGUCACAGGAUUGGAUUGUGAAAGAGCAGCUCAGCACAGCAAAGGUGCCAAGGCGCUUUGGUUGGCUUUGCUGCGAAUUCUACGUCUGGAAGAGUGGUGUUGGGACCUGCAGUAUGGAGCAUGCCUCAGGCCUGAGGAGAAGAUGCCCUGUCCUGCAACAACCAUUGCUUCCUAUGCAGAACAACAUGGGCACAAACAUGAGAUUCUUGUGGUUUGCAAGCUGGAACAUCAUUGUAAUGUGUUCAGUCUUCACUGGAAGAAGAAAUCAGUAAAGUUAUCUGAGUAUCCACGGGAGCAAUAGUGCAGCAGGUCCAGAUCUCCCAGCAAGGCUUACUCUUAGACUGAUGGGCAUUUGGGGAUGAAAGUGUCUCCCUGAAGUACAGCCACCAAGAUGCCAGCUGAUCUGCCAGGGAUCUCCAGAUCUUGAUUAUUUCUCCCAGAGCACCCCUAGGAGCCCAGCAAGAGGACUGAGGGACGUGGCAUAGCAAGCUCUGGUCACUCUAUUGUGUUUUUACCUCCUGAGAUGUAGCCUGAAGACUAGAGUCCUAAGGAGAGCUGUUUCAAGUGUUCUAACUGCUUACUUGCUUUAAUUAGCAAACCUGUGCCAAGAGGAUCACCAAUUCCCUUCUGUUCUCACCCUACCAACAGAAUGCAUUAAAACAGUUGCUUUCUUUUAACCAGUCUCCUCCCCAUCUCCUCUGGAGUUCUGAUAUUGCUGUAAUAUUGGGCAACUCACCCUGCAACGCCUUUGGGGCAGAAGUUGUUCUUUGUCUGCAAGAGGCAAUACUUAGAGCAUAAGUGGAGUAACGCAAAAUGCCCACUGCUGGAGAACAGCAGUGCAGAAAUCUAAGCUAUGUUUUAGCCUGGAAUAUUCUCUAUGAAACACUUCCUUUUUCUUUCUUUCUUCUUCUUCUUUUUUUUUUU
Molecule: messenger RNA, 5011 nt
Organism: Meleagris gallopavo (turkey)
Lineage: Eukaryota; Metazoa; Chordata; Aves; Galliformes; Phasianidae
Source: RefSeq, a predicted model, not a curated record